Messenger RNA from Bactrocera oleae (olive fruit fly), 1382 nucleotides. RefSeq names its product adult cuticle protein 1. The record is from RefSeq and is a predicted model, not a curated record. Lineage: Eukaryota; Metazoa; Arthropoda; Insecta; Diptera; Tephritidae.
UGUCUUUACUCUUACAUAUGUGCUUGUAUGUGUCUGGCCGUAUGUGGCGUUGGUGGACGAGAUUUUGACAUUAUUACUUUAAGACGACAUAAAGGUAGUUUCCGCGUCACCUAUUUAUCAGUAACCCAUUUAUGUAGAUUCUAUACGUUCGGUCGCCAUUGCCAUCGAUUCGAUAUUAAUUUGCCAUUGAAAAGCAGAACUGGUACUGGAUUAAAAUGUGGUUUUUUUUCUUGUGUCUCGUUAUUUUUUAUAAAAAUUGUCCAUUAUAUUGUAUAAUGUACAAGUUCACAUAAUAGCUAAGUGCACAAAUGUCCGCAUAUUGACAAACUUUAUACGUACAUAUGACUUAUGUAUAGCAAAUUGUAAGUUCCAGCGCGACAUGGAAGAAAAAUGUAUAACAUUUCUGAAACAGCGGCAAAAUGCUAAUCAAGAAGUAUAAAAGAUCACCGGAGUGCCAAGAUUGAUCAUAGUAAGAUUUCUAGCUUCGAGCUGUUAAGAAAGUUCAUUUGAACCAACAAUCACAAAACCCAAUAAAAAAAGCAACAUGAAGUUCGCCGUUUCCAUAGUCUUGUUCGCUUUGGCCCUUGGCGCUGCCCACUGUUCGGUCAUACCAUUCAUUAGCUCAAUCAAUGGCGCCGUUUUAGCCUCACCAGUUGGUUCCGUUGCCGUACAUGCUGCCGCCGUGCCAACAGUUUUAGCUGCCCCAUCACCAGUACAGAUCAUCACCAGUCCUGUUGUGGCUGCUCCCGCUGUUGUAGCUGCCCCCGCUGUGGUAGCCGCUGAAGGUACCUAUGUGGCCAAGACCCGUGGCGCUAUACAUGUGGCACCACUGCCCGGUCACCUACAAUCGGCAGCAUCGGUGAACUUGCAACCAGCUCCAGGCACUAUCUAAAUAAUUAUUUAACCGAUAGUUAUGAGUAAAAUUGCGUUUCGAAUGGGAAUAUACGCACCUAUUUUAUACACUAUAAAUACACAUACAUCCACAAUCUGGCCAUAGUCAAUUUAACUGGUAUACCUGCAACAUGUUUACAAAUACAUACACAUAUGUACAUACAAUGAAAUGAUAAAAAACGAAAUAGUUUUAGUUUAAUUAAACACUUUGGAAAACAAAAUUGACGCAUUUAUUUUUAUUUCUUUCUAUCUCACUUGCAACUCUAUACCUCUUUAAUUGCACUUUCUAUUUUACUAAUAAUUAAAAUUUCUUUUUACCAUAAAUGCACUGUGAUAUUGCAUAAUUAUCUAAGUCAAAUGCUCAUUGCAUAAUCUUGCUUGUCACUGCCACUUUUAUUAUUUCUUAUUCAACACUUCUUUCCUAAACUAUUACUGUCAAUUGGAAUUGUUAUCAAAAUAAAUUUAUACAUAUAGUUUUUUGAAAAAAUAUA